AUGGCUACGGCGAAUUAUUCUCAAACUUCAAAUACUCUAGAAGAAUGUUCAAUAUGUUUAAGUCCAUUAACUCAACAAGGUGUGGAUGUUUAUACAACAGCAUGCCUACAUAAAUUUCAUUUCCAAUGUUUGGUCAAGAAUGUCCAAGCACGAAACAAUGAGUGUCCUUUAUGCAGAGCACAUCUCGAUUCAUUAGUAGAUAUUCUUAAUGCCACAUCGACAGCUGCAAGCACGCAAGCAAUUCAAAAUAUUCCAACGCCAAUACCAGCACCGACACAAGCUCAACCGCCAGCAACGAACACAGGUGUUUGGGCGACACUAACGAAGUCAAUGAGCAAUGCAUUUGGCUGGAUUAGUGGAUAUUCGACAAGACCUGCUUCUUCGUCUCAUGCACACAAUUCUACCCGUCGCUCAAUUCUAUCUAGCCCUAUGCCUUCAUCAGACGAUUCCAUCAAUCAAGAAGCUGUUACAGCUCUUUCAAAUCGUAUUAAUGCUGCCAGACAGCAAUCCAUCGAAGGUCACACUGCAUUUCCUUUGAUUAUUGCAACUACUACAUUAGAAUUCGGUGGUCAAGAAUCAACAAAACAAUCAAAUAUCUAUGGAAUGGUUACACUAAAAGCUCCAUCAAUACUUUCAAAUAAAGCAACAGAAAAAGAGCUCGAUGAAUUGCGUGUUCCGGUUGACCUUGUUUGCGUUGUUGAUCAAAGUGGUUCAAUGCAAGGCCAAAAAAUAGCUUUAUUGAAAGAAACAUUGAAUUAUAUUGUUGAUCAGAUGGGUCCAUUAGAUCGAUUGGCCAUUAUAUCUUUCGAUACUAAGGCGUUUGAUCGAUCACACGGUCUCAAAUUAAUGACCACAGAAAAAAAACAAACUCUUCGAAAUGCGAUCACAGAAAAUAUUCGAGCCGCUGGUGGUACGUAUAUUGGUAGUGGUCUUGAUAUGGCAAUUAAAUUGUUAAGAAAUCGUCGAGCUACGAAUCCACUAGGUGCUAUGCUUGUUCUAACCGAUGGUCAAGAUAAUGAACGUCAUGAUUAUUCAAAUUUGAUGGAACAACUGCCAGAAGGUGUUGUUUGUCACACGUUUGGUUAUGGAUCUGACCAUAAUGCUGCUGUACUUUCUCAAAUAGCUGAACAAGGUCAUGGAGGUACUUUCACAUAUAUUGACCAAGUCGAUGGACUUGGUUAUGCAUUUGCAACCGCACUGGGAGGAUUGUUUACGUGUAUUGCAAAACAAUUACGCAUUAAACUGGAGUUUAAUGGCGAUUAUACAGUCACGCAUGCACAUACAACUUACUCGUAUGAACCGCAUCAGCUUCCAUCUCGUCAUAUCACAUUCAGGAUGACUGAUCUAAAUGCUGAUGAAACUCGAAACCUUAUCUUUCAAGUGGAUGUACCGAAACUGAAUGCAUCAGACGAAAAUAAUCCAAUCGAUGACACUAUCGGUCAUGUAUCUCUUGAAUAUAUUGAUGCUAAUACGAAUCAGACAAUCCGUACAGAACCUGUUCCUUUUGUACUUGCUCGUCCAAGUCAAAUAGCUCCUCAAUCGUCACUUUUAAAAGUAAAUUAUGAGCUUGAUAUUCAACGUAAUCGAGCUGAAACAAGUGAAAUAUUGAAACGAGCAGUGACAGAAACCGAUUAUGGACGCGCGCGUGAAAUGAUAAACGUUCAACUGGCAAAAAUUCGCUCGUCGGCGUCAGCUCAAAGCCCGUUAUGCCAACAACUGAUAAGUGAUUUAGAAUUUCAAUAUUCGAGUCAAAGAGAAUUUCAAACAACAAUGACAAAUAUGUACAUGCAGCACGGACAAGAACGUGCUACAUAUUCAACAGCUAAUGCAAUAAGUGCAAAUUGUUAUAUGACAUCGGGUCAAGAACGUUUUCGAAGAAAAUUUUUCUAA
This is a messenger RNA of Rotaria socialis, 1890 nucleotides long. The record is from the annotation of a GenBank genome assembly. NCBI's taxonomy places the organism in Eukaryota, Metazoa, Rotifera, Eurotatoria, Philodinida, Philodinidae.